This is a messenger RNA of Opisthorchis viverrini, 351 nucleotides long. RefSeq lists its product as hypothetical. Lineage: Eukaryota; Metazoa; Platyhelminthes; Trematoda; Opisthorchiida; Opisthorchiidae. The record is from RefSeq and is a predicted model, not a curated record. The coding region runs from base 1 to 351 and encodes 116 amino acids. The transcript is spliced from 2 exons.
AUGGACCAGCCAACUGCGAAAAUUCCUCGAUCGGUUGGUCCGUAUACUACAAAUUGUGAGGCCAACCCGAAACGCUAUCAAAGCAUUUCAAGUGUGACUAAAAAGCCUCCGGUUACCGAUGGUCGAAAGUGUACCGAACCCGGUGCCGGCACGCAGUAUCUAACCGCAACAUCAACUACGACCCCAUCUCACAACACAGCUUCAAUGAACUUUUCCAUGGGGAUGCACAACCUCCGAAUACAAACACAGUCCGGUGCCCCAAUGGGACUGCCACCCAAUGCGAUGGUCGUUUCUAUGGAAUUUGGGAACGUGCUCUAUCAAGGCGUGCUUUUCGGACAGGCCAAACGGUAG